Centruroides sculpturatus (bark scorpion) is the source of this 1376-nucleotide messenger RNA. RefSeq lists its product as uncharacterized. Lineage: Eukaryota; Metazoa; Arthropoda; Arachnida; Scorpiones; Buthidae. The record is from RefSeq and is a predicted model, not a curated record. The transcript has 5 exons. The coding region runs from base 271 to 891 and encodes 206 amino acids.
ACAAUAACGCGCACGUAAUUUACGCUUUUAAUUACUUUCCGUCUCGCCAUUUUCCUCUGGAGAUACGUUAUUAGAAACGAAACGAUAUCUAAUUAAUCGAUAGAAAAAAAGUAUUAUUAAAGGUUUAUUUCAUUAAUUAUUGAUUAAAAAAAACUACGAACAGUCUCCUGUACGAGAAUAUUUUAAAUUUCGGUGGCAGUGCAAGUACUAAGCUCACACAGCUGCAGUUCUGCAAAUACAAAUAGUAAAUUACGACACACGAAAGUCAAAAUGGCAGACUUAGCUCUAAUACAUCGCAUUUUCUGGACCGUUGUUGCGAGUUUUGCGUAUUUUAAUUCGGCUAAAUGCGAUGAUAGAAAUUGUCCCAAAAUCCAAGAGAACAUGGCCAACGUCUGUUACGACUUAAAAUGCCAAAAUAUUAUGAAAACCAAAACUUUCGAGUGCAUUUUAGGAAAAUCGGAAGAGAAUUCGGUCAAGUACACCGACGCUGCCUACUGCCUGCAAGACGUUUAUUUAGAAGUUAAAACAAAUCGUACUAAAUUAUGUAGUUGCCAACAUAUUCAAAAAGCUUAUGACUGCAUCUUAAAAGGAGAUAAAGUCUGUCUGCUAUUGAAUUAUUCUCAAGAAAAUCUCUGUAAGGAAGGUAUCAAACCCGAAACACCAGAGGUUACAACCACCACUACACAAAAGACUACAGUGGUAACUACGACCGAGUCAAAAUACGAAUCUACGACACUUCCACCCGAAAAAGAAAACGAAAUUCCGGACGGAGGACCGAAAAAGAUGGUAAAAGGUUCAGCUUCACCCGUUACAACUUUAUCCGUUUUCAUUUUAAUUAUGUUGUCGUGUUUCUCUGUUGCCAUUUUCGAGUGGUUACGUACUUUUACAUAAAUAGAUAUUUAGUACAGGGUUGCCGUAAUUAAAUUUUUCUUAUUCGGAGAGCAGCUCGAUCUAAUAACCAGAACGUCGCCAAAUUUGGUAGUCAGACUAAUUAUAAGAUGAAAGGUAGUAUGGUUCUCGUGGACUAAACACUGCAACCUCGAUAAGAAUAACAGAACCUGUCUGAAGGAACGUGUUGCGCAAGUCGAUAAUUAUCAGUAAGAAUGCCUUUCUGACGCUUUCUCUUCACUUUAUAAUGCGUGGUCACCGUAUUAUUUUCCAAAGCAUGGGCUUGCUCGGCUACAACAGCUCCACGUUACUUCUCUCGGCGAGUUUCGGCAUUAAAAUCAUUUUGCGGAAUCCCGCUUUCCAUGUUCUAAUUAAUCUACCUACCAAAUUUGGCGAUGUUCCGGUUGUUAGAUCGAGCUAUAGAAGACCCCGAAGAAGGAAAAUUUAAUUACAUCAACCCUGUACUUAAUAAAAUAAAUAAAUGACAA